This is a messenger RNA of Vollenhovia emeryi, 967 nucleotides long. Its product is annotated as MORN repeat-containing protein 5-like. The record is from RefSeq and is a predicted model, not a curated record. The transcript has 3 exons. The coding region runs from base 5 to 520 and encodes 171 amino acids. NCBI's taxonomy places the organism in Eukaryota, Metazoa, Arthropoda, Insecta, Hymenoptera, Formicidae.
GACGAUGGAAAAUGACGACGGAAAGGCGGGCGAGAUAGAAAUGUUACGGGAGACCCGAUUUCUCACCGGAAGCAGGUACGAGGGAACGUGGGACGCGACCGACAUGACGGGCGCCGGCAGAUACGUCACGCCUUACGACGUCGUGCUAGAGGGAGAAUUCCGGGACGGCGUGCUUCACGGUCGCGGGAGUGUGCACUGGCCGCGUGGACAAAGGAUGGACGCCACUUGGAUGCGCGGGAAAAUGGUGCAGAGGCGUUACACGUUCGCGGACGGUUUGUCGUACGGAGAACACGGAUGGGAUUAUUGCGUGUCUCCCGACAGGCGAUAUUACAAGUGCGUCGUGAACGGCCUGAGGCCAGCCGGAAAAGUGCUGAAAACUAACGAUCAGCCAACGAAAAUUAUUCCUCCGUUUUGCUACGACACCGGUGCUGGGAUAUUCGACCCGGACAGCAAUUGUGUAACGUCGUAUCAUAAUUGUAAAAAAGUAAAAACACUUCUCGAUAGCGAGAUAAAGACAUAAAAGAUAUAUAUACAUAUAUAUAUUUGUUCUUGAUAAGUAAUGUAGGAUGCGCGAUAUUUAAAUUCGAUAAAGAUACUCAAGAUUCCAACCGCGAUAGAAAGCGCGUGGAUAGAGAAAAAUUGUCGAAAAGGCUGGUCAGAGCCGACUGGUCAUCAAGAAUGGUUGCGCGAAUAUUGGCAAUCGGGAGCGGCGGAUUUUGCAACGUUACCGCAAGACGACGAAGCGGAAAAUUGGUGGCAAAGGUAUAUCGGUGUAUAAGAAGCCAGUUGUGGCAACAUUUAUUUGAAACAAGACCCAGCGAGAAAUUAUUCUUUGAAUCAUCUCUUACUGGGGAGUAAAGUUUCGCAUAAACAUAGGUUGAUCACACUUUAAUUUCCCUCUUUUAAUUAUAACAAAUGAUACAAAAUGUUGAAAAGUACUUUUAAAAAAUAAAGCCACAUAAAUAUU